AUGUCAUCAGAACGAAGUGGUCCGAAUGGAUCUCUUGAAGAUAAUGGUGACUACCUCCCGUUAGAAAUAAUUGGUGAUGAAAGUUCAUUGGAUGAGAGUCAUGUGUGUGAAGAUGUCAUCAUGUCGAUUACCAAUAAGCAUGUGCAAUGUUUGGCGAGAUUCUCAAAUAAUGAGCUUCUCGCAAAAGACACUAUUGGUCAAAAUGCUCUUCACAUGGCCGCUCGUGUUGGAGAUUUGAAUAUUUUGAAGUACUUACUGGACAGACUUCCUGAGCUAAGGGACAUCCAGUCGGCGAAUGGAGAAACUCCAGCACAUAUAUCAGCUGCUCAUGGAGAUAUGCGGGCUCUCGAAAUGUUGCUUGGAGGGCCUGUGAAAUCAACAAUGAACAGUGCAAUGACCCGGGAUGUCAAUGGUACAUCUAUUCUGAUGGCAUCUGUUGCACGUGGAGAUACUGACAUGUCCAUCUGGCUUCUCAGAAAGUUCGGGAAAGCACUUGCUCUUCUCGACAACAACUGUAAAAUGUUGCCAGUUCAUGUGGCAGCCGCACAAGGAAAUAAUGAAUUUCUUCGAGCAGCGAUCAAGUUUGAUAACCAAAUGGUUAAUGAUCGAGACGAGUUUGGAUGUACUCCAUGUGUUUAUGCUGUCCAGGGAGGGUGUCUUGGAACUGUUCGAUUUUUGGUCGAAAAAGCGAGAAGUGAAAUGGGAUCAGUGAGUAACCGAGGACAAUCACUUCUUCAUAUUGCAUGUCUUUGUGGACAUGAACAUAUUGUCAGAUGGAUUUUGAAUAGAUCUGGAUCUGAUGCUAUUUUAUGGACAACUAAUGACAAGGCCAAUGCAAUUCAUUGCUCAGCUUAUGCUGGAAGUGUUCCAGUCCUGUCCCAGCUAUUGAAUGCAUUCAGCAAGAAGAAGAGACACUAUGUGAUGACUCUCAGAGAUACACGUGGCAAUACUCCCCUUCAUUUGGCUGCAAUGAACAAUCAUUUGGAUGCUGCACUUUAUAUGCUGGAAAACGGAGCAGAUCCUGCCCUGAUCAAUUCCAAUGGACACUCCCCUCAAUCGAUUGCAGCUCUCCGUCAUCACAGAGAAAUGGAGAGACUCGUUGCUGCUUAUCAAGGAAAGAAGAGAAAGAGCAAAUCGAAAAAGAAGGCUCAAUCAAUGCAUGAUUUAUCUCAAUUCGCUUCUCUUCAAAGUGGUCCAAUGAGUCCAGGAGGUGUCACAAGUUAUUCAAGUAACACGAAUGGAUUCGAAACUUCUGAUAGAAGAGCAUUUUCUCCAAGAGAGCUCAGUUCUGGAUAUUCGAGUAACGGAGAUGUCGCUGAGUCAAUAAAAAGCGAAGCUGAGAUCGUCCGUCACCGCCUCCGUUUCAUCGAAGAUAAUGUGGAUUCUCUUCGUGAUACAGGUGCUCAAACAGAUAUGGAUCUUCUCCAAUCUCACGUCAAAGUACUUGAUGACAAAACUUGGGCAGGUCUCGGAUUGUCUGCUGUCGAGCAUAUUGAUCGAGUUCUUGAUGAACUUGAAUUCCAAGAAUAG
This is a messenger RNA of Caenorhabditis briggsae, 1530 nucleotides long. Lineage: Eukaryota; Metazoa; Nematoda; Chromadorea; Rhabditida; Rhabditidae. Gene Ontology annotation, molecular function: protein binding. Bases 1 to 1530 code for a protein of 509 amino acids. The record is from RefSeq and is a predicted model, not a curated record. The transcript is spliced from 8 exons.